CCAUCGCUGAACGCGUUCAUGGCGCUGGGCCGCCCCGUGUGGCAACGCACUCGCACUGCCCUCCAACGCCUGCUCUCUGCGGACGAGCCAGCACUGAGAGACAACAAGCCUCUGCGCGCCAAGGCCUUGCUUCCUCAGGCGCGUGUGAGCAUGGAACUACCAGCAGUGAUCGGCGAUUACACGGACUUCUACGCCUCCCGCCACCAUGCCACCAACGUGGGGCGCCUCUUCCGAGGGCCCGACAAUGAGCUGCCCAAGCAGUGGUUGCACAUGCCCAUUGCAUACCAUGGCAGGUCGUCGUCUGUUGUGGUCUCCGGUACUCCCAUCAUGCGACCCAGGGGUCAGUUGGGGCUACCGGCCUCGUCUACCACGCCCCUCGCCCCUCUCUUCGGCCCCACGCAGCAGCUUGAUUUUGAGCUCGAGAUGGCAGUGUUGAUGGGGCCGGGCAACGAGAGGGGCGAGAGCAUUCCUGUGGAGAGGGCGCUGGACUGCUGCUUUGGCAUGGUCAUCUGUAACGACUGGAGCGCGAGGGACAUCCAGCGGUGGGAGUAUGUUCCACUCGGGCCCUUCCUGGGAAAGAACUUCGCCACCACCAUAUCCCCCUGGGUCGUCACGAUGGAUGCUCUCCGCCCCUUCAUCUGCUCCCCGCCCCCUCAGGACCCAGAGCCACUGCCGUACCUCCAGGAGCCCAACCCGAUCACCUUGGACAUUCACUUGCAGGUCUUCCUUGCUCCCUCCGCACCUCCCUCCACUGCUGCCCCUGCCGCCACAUCGCAUCCACCUCCCUCCACACCAUCGGUACCCCCAGAAACCACACCAUCCCCCGCGCCAUCCGCCACACCAGCGGUCCCUCCAGUCGUCCCUCCGCCCAUGCCCCCUUGCCCGCACGCCCUCCUCUCCCCUGAAGCUCUGGAUUUCCCUCCCUCUGCUGCUGGGGACGCUUCACUCUCCCAGAGGCUGCCGCCUGUCCCCGUGUGCUGCAGCAACUUUAAACACUUGUACUGGACGGUGGCACAGCAGGUGGCGCAUCACACCAUCAACGGCUGCCCCCUGCGGCCGGGCGAUCUGCUCGCCUCGGGCACCAUCUCUGGCCCGGCAGAGGGCAGCGAGGGGUGUCUGCUAGAGAGAACACAGGCAGGCAAACUCACACUACAGCUGUCCCCUCAAGGAUGUACAGUUGUUGACAAUGACUCUUCCCGAGCCUCCGGCCAAAGCUUAGGCCCGGGGAUUGUGCGACGAACGUACCUGGAGGAUGGGGAUGAGGUCAUCAUGUCAGCUACCUGCCAGUUGCCUCAUGGUGUGAUGAUUGGAUUUGGAGAGUGUAGAGGUGUAGUGCUUCCUUCGACAGUUGCCAUGAUGCGUGGUGGCUCCAAGCUAGGUGGCUCCAAACAAGGUGGCGUAGCUGUAUUGACCCCCAAGGAUGCGCUAGUCCCGCCAACAGAGGAUUGA
Messenger RNA from Closterium sp. Yama58-4, 1449 nucleotides. The record is from the annotation of a GenBank genome assembly. Lineage: Eukaryota; Viridiplantae; Streptophyta; Zygnematophyceae; Desmidiales; Closteriaceae.